Molecule: messenger RNA, 1041 nt
Organism: Alternaria alternata
Lineage: Eukaryota; Fungi; Ascomycota; Dothideomycetes; Pleosporales; Pleosporaceae
Exons: 1
Coding region: 153-686 (177 amino acids)
Molecular function (GO): metal ion binding
Source: RefSeq, a predicted model, not a curated record
AACAGCAAACUUGGCCCGACUACGUGCGUAAGUACAGAAACUAUGGUCUCCGAUUUCUGACUGGGAAAGCCCCUUCAACUGAGCUACCUGGGCACUUGUCAACCUGGUUCUAGAGAUACUUCAAACCGAAACAUCUACUGCGACCAACAGAUAUGCCCGUUUGCCAGUUCCAUAAACAAAAUAGAUGCAUGUUUGGGACUGCUUGCAGAAACAUCCAUGAAGUCAAUAAAUCACGCACUCACGGUGAUCCGCCUGUCGACCCAAGGUCCAACAUUAUUUGCAAGUACUAUAUCAGAAAUGUGUGCGAACGGGGCGUGAAGUAUCCGUUCAGUCACACUGUUGACUCCAGCACUGGCACGGCGCUAGAUCAACGCCUCGGUCACGAUGGCAGCAAAGAGGUACAGGAUUCAAGUGCAUGCCCAGCUUGUGGCGGCAAGCCACAUGAACAACUAGUUUGCGCAGACGUCAAAGCAGGCAAGAGAGAACGCAAUGAUGUCAACGACGCCCGGAACUGUCGUACUUGUCUUAUGCCUCUUCCGAAGCUUGAGUGCGCUGAUCUCGUCAUAUGUGCGGCAUGUAAGACACAAAUAUGCUGGCAGUGUGAGGAGGAAUUUGAAGUGAACGCUACAGCUGAGGUGUUUAACCAUUUUGAUGUUUUUGAGGAUAGAGGGCGAAAUAAUCCUUAAAGUAAGGUCGUAAUAGAACACGCUCUGGUGAAUGGAUGCUUGAAGACUAAAAGUAUGUCGUGAUAUAAUUUUGAAUUGUCAACGUAUGAAUGAAGCAAUACUUGUUGUGACUGGGUUUUAUAUGGAUUGAUGAGCUCAAGUAGUCUUUGGCAAAGUUACUCGGCGUCGUGUAAUAAAUCCUCGCACCACAGAUUUCCUGACAAUGACCGUUCUCCAAUAAACCUCGAGCAUAGAAGUCUUGAAGAACAUAUUUCUAUCUUGCUACGGGUUCUGUCUACCUAUGCAGGUGGGCGUCGGGAAGACGCAUGACGCUAACGCACGUGCUCGCGCGCCUCGCUCGAAUCGCCCGUCGUGG